Didymodactylos carnosus is the source of this 1273-nucleotide messenger RNA. The record is from the annotation of a GenBank genome assembly. Lineage: Eukaryota; Metazoa; Rotifera; Eurotatoria; Philodinida; Philodinidae.
ACAAAAAGUUACGCAGAAUGAAUUUAAAUGGAACUUUUUUUAAAAUUAAUUUAAACAGAUUUUUCUAAAAGAAUUUUAAAAAAGUAGAUUUAAAUAGGUUUUUUUCAAAAAAAAUCGGUUUAAAUUGAUUUUUCUAUGGAAUAAAAUAAUAAAUCAAAAAAAAUGGUACAUUUCUUCAGAAAGUGCCGCAAUGGAUAGUGAGACUUUUUUUGAAGACAUCAUUCUGUAAUGUGAAAUGGUACACUACAUAGUGUCCACUUUCUGCCUUAGCGUUGAAUAGUGCACAUUCAAUCAUCUUCUCCUUUCUGAGAAUUCGACAAUAACGAUGAAACUUUCAAUAAAUGUUUUAUUUAUUCUUUAAGGAAUUAAUUGGUCUCGUGCAUUACGUAUGUCCGAUUUUAUUCGUCUUGCUCGUCAAUAUCCUGAUGAAAUCGUCGGUAUUGAUUAUUAUGGUACAGAAGAUGAAUGUAAAAAUCAUUGGGAAGAAUUUCAAGUGUGGACAAAAGAACUAAAAAAGUUUGAUAUUCGACGUCAGGCAUCAAUGGGCGAUUAUAAAAAUAUUGAAUUGAUGUGUAAUGUUAUCAAAAAACUUGAUAUUGAACGUUUAUCAGAGGCUUAUGCAUUUCUCCAUUCAGCUAAUACCACAAUAGCGGAUGAUAUAUUUUUGAAACAUAAUAUCCAUCUUGUUGUCUGUCCCAUUUCCGAUGUUUAUAAUCGUGCUAAUGUAAGGACUAUAGAAGUAGAAAACAUCAAAAGUCCUGUUGAAGAGCAACCACGGAAAAGUGAAAUCAAAAAUAAGAGUAAUCAUAAGCAAAAAUUUUGUCGAUCAACAUCUUUUGUACAGUGUUCAACUUUAGAUGCACUAAUGACUGAAGCAAUCAAUUCAAAAUUAGCCAAAUCUGGAAAGAAGAGAUUGAACGAUUACCAAUUGUUAAACAAAUGUCAGUCAGGAAUAAUUAAUUAUUCAAUAACAUCGUUAUGUCCUAAUAAUUACGGACAAAAUUUAUCAGAAAUAUAUAAAGAUUUGUUUUUAAAUAAUAACUUUACAUGUGAACAUAUGCAAUAUUUAAAUGAAAAUGCUAUUAAAAGUUCGUUUGCAUCCCAGCAAAUUAAAACAGAUUUAAUUAAAUAUCUGAGAGAAAACUAUCGUGAUUGUUAUCAACAAGAUAAACUAUUGGCAAAUUUAAUUGAAACGACACAUAAAUGGAAAGUGGAAAUGGAAAAACUCAUUGAAAACAAUGCGAUAGCAGCAGCAAUAAUAAGGACAAGGUAG